AUGCUGAAGUUUUCGCCGACCACCGCAAGCCAGAUUCGCUUUCUCCUCCAAAGCCUCAACGAUGCCAACUUUGACUCUGUGCUCCUAGAGCUCUCUCAGUUUACUGAAUAUGGAAUUGAGGGAAGCAUUUUGCUGCUCCAGACCUGUCUGGGUCAUCUCACUAAUUACGGAACAGACUUGAAGAAUGUGGCACUGGAACGGGUUCUUUCCUCAGUUUUUAAAUAUCUUCUUGACAGACCUAAUUUCACUACAGUGUUUUGUGAGUCCCUAAGAAAUACAGAGAUCAAUGAAGGAAUUCUAGAGAAUUUCUCGAAUGCAUUACACCUGUCUGUAUGUGAGAAGAUUGCCAUUGGUCUUGCAUUGUCAGAUUCUGAAAACCUAGACAGCAGGACAUGUGGCAAGAACUUCUGUAUGGCUCAGAUCCAGAAGUUGUGUGAAAAUCCUGUUGCGAUGAAUUCUUCUGAGCAAAUUCAGAACACUGUUAUGUUCCUCCAGCGGUCUGAGGGCCUUUCCAAGCAUGUGGAUUCCUUUAUGCAGAUGUUAUCUUUAUUACAGCUGAAAGAUGACAGUUUGUUUGUUCUAACUCCAUUGCUUUCAGAUGAGCUUCGUGAUGCCAAUUUUUUGAGCAAUGUGGGUUUGUUCCAUGAAAGUGGAGAAAAUGAUUUUGAUGCUAUUUUAGCAGAAAUGGAGAAGGAAAUGAGCAUGGGAGAUAUAAUGAAGGAAUUAGGUUAUGGAUGCACAGUUGAUUCAUCUCAGUGUAAAGAGAUUUUAUCCCUUUUCUUACCACUCACUGAGUUUACUAUCUCAAAAAUACUUGGCAUGAUUGCCUGUACUCACGCUGGUCUCGAGGACAAUCAGAAUACAUUCUCAACCUUCCGGUUGGCGCUUGGUGACAGCACUUUGUCUGAUAUGCCUAUGUUGAACACCUGGAAUAUUGAUGUCCUUGUAGAUACAAUCAAGCAACUUGCUCCCGGCACCAACUGGAUACGGGUUAUGGAAAAUUUGGAUCAUGAGGGAUUUUACAUUCCUAAUCAGGAGGCUUUCUCUUUUUUCAUGUCUGUAUAUCAGCAUGUGUGUCAGGAGCCCUUUCCCCUCCAUGUCAUCUGUGGGUCUGUCUGGAAGAAUACCGAGGGUCAGCUCUCCUUUCUUAGACAUGCUGUAUCAGCACCACCUGAAGUGUUUACCUUUGCUCAUUCUGUUAGGCAGCUGGCCUAUAUUGAUGCUGUGCAUGGCCAUAAGCUUCAACUUGGACAUGCAAAUCAUGCUUGGUUGUGUCUUGACGUUUUGGAUGUACUGUGUCUACUAGCUGAGAGGGGUCAUGCUCUUGCAGUUCGAUCGAUGCUUGAGUAUCCGCUUAAACACUGUCCUGAAGUCCUGCUUCUUGGGAUGGCACAUAUAAAUACUGCAUACAACCUGCUGCAAUAUGAAGUGUCUUUUACUGUUUUCCCCAUGAUAGUAAAAAAUUCCAUGGGCAGUGGCAUGAUUAACCACCUCUGGCAUAUUAACAUCUCGCUGGUGCUGCGGGGAUUCGUUGAUGCUCACAAUAGUGAUCCAGAUAGCAUGGCUAGAAUAUUGGAUAUCUGUGAAGAGCUAAAGAUUCUGUCAUCUGUCUUAGAGAUGAUUCCUUCCCCUUUUAGUAUCAGACUGGCAGCUCUUGCUUCCAGAAAAGAGUUUAUAGACCUUGAGAAGUGGUUGAGUAAUAAUUUGAAUACAUAUAAAGAUACUUUCUUUGAGGAGUGCGUCAAGUUCUUGAAGGAGAUUCAAUUUGGUGGAUCACAGGAUUUUUCCACCAGACCUUUCCAACAUUCUGGUGCUGUGUCAAAUCUUUAUGUGGACACUGCUGCUACAUUCUCGAAGGUUCUUAAAGCUCAUGUUGGCUUGAUUACCUCUAGCCAACUUACUGAGGACAUGGAAAGAUUGUCUGUAACAAUUAUGGAUUCUAAUCCAAGGCUGCAGAAUGGUGGCACCACAGAGUCAUCAACUGAUGGAUAUGCAGAUGAUAUUGAAGCGGAAGCAAACUCUUACUUCCAUCAAAUGUUUUCUGGUCAGUUGACAAUUGAUUCAAUGGUCCAAAUGCUUGCCCGAUUCAAGGAAUCUUCUGUAAAAAGGGAACAGUCAAUUUUUGAAUGCAUGAUUGCUAAUCUGUUUGAAGAGUACAGAUUCUUCCCCAAGUAUCCUGAAAGACAGCUCAAAAUUGCUGCAGUUCUCUUUGGUUCUGUCAUCAAGCACCAGCUUGUAACUCAUCUGACUCUUGGGAUUGCUCUGCGUGGUGUUUUAGAUGCAUUACGCAAGCCUGCGGAUUCAAAAAUGUUUGUGUUUGGAACUAAGGCUUUGGAGCAGUUUGUGGAUCGUCUGAUUGAGUGGCCGCAGUAUUGCAAUCACAUUCUUCAAAUAUCACAUCUGCGUAGUACUCAUUCAGAGCUCGUGGCUUUCAUUGAACAGGCUCUUGCUAGGAUUUCAUCGGGCCAUUCAGACUCAGAUGGAAGCAACCAUGCUUCUGCUCAUCACCACGGUCCUAGUCAAGCUUCCUCAGGAAAUGUGGAGUUAAAUGGUUCGAGCAUCUUACAUACUGGGCAGCAACUAUCAUCUCCUCUCCAGCUUCAACAGAGACAUGAAAGUUCUCUUGAUGACCGUCAUAAAGCCUCAACUUCAUCCAAUGACAUAAAGCCACUUUUAUCUUCUGUUGUGCAACCUUCGGUUAUUCCUUUAGGCGAUGCUCCUAUCACAAAGUACAGUCAGUGCUCCGCAAUGUUGUCUUCUUCUUCCCCAGGUUUUGUUCGUCCUUCACGAGGAGUAACUUCUACAAGGUUUGGCUCUGCUUUGAACAUUGAAACAUUAGUUGCUGCUGCUGAGAAAAGAGAAACUCCCAUUGAGGCUCCAGCAUCAGAGGUUCAGGACAAGAUAUCAUUUAUAAUUAAUAAUAUUUCAGUUGCUAAUGUUGAAGCUAAGUCAAAGGAGUUUACAGAAGUAAUGAAAGAUCAAUACCAUCCUUGGUUUGCGCAGUAUAUGGUUAUGAAAAGGGCAAGCAUUGAGCCAAAUUUUCACGACUUGUACCUGAAAUUUCUGGACAAAGUUAAUUCUAAGGGUUUGAAUAAGGAGAUUGUUCAAGCUACUUAUGAGAACUGCAAGGUUCUUCUUGGAUCAGAGCUUAUAAAAUCAAGCUCAGAAGAGCGCUCAUUGUUAAAAAAUUUAGGGAGCUGGCUUGGGAAGCUUACAAUUGGAAGGAAUCAAGUCUUAAGGGCUCGUGAAAUAGAUCCCAAGUCUUUGAUUAUAGAGGCAUAUGAGAAAGGGUUGAUGAUUGCAGUUAUACCCUUUACUUCAAAGAUUCUGGAGCCAUGCCAAAGUAGCCUGGCAUACCAACCACCAAAUCCCUGGACAAUGGGUAUUCUUGGAUUACUUGCUGAGAUCUAUUCAAUGCCAAACUUAAAGAUGAACCUGAAGUUUGACAUAGAGGUUCUAUUCAAGAAUCUUGGCGUGGAUUUGAAGGAGAUAACACCAAGUUCUCUUCUCAAGGAUCGCAACAGAGAACUUGAAGGGAAUCCUGAUUUCUCUAACAAAGAUGUUGGAGCAUCCCAACCACAGAUGGUUGCUGAAGUGAAAUCUGGAAUCAUAUCUCCACUAAAUCAAGUUGAUCUACCACUUGAUGUUGCGCCAUCUUCUGGGAGCCAUACACAUCUUUUACCUCAGUAUGGCACUCCUCUUCAUCUUCCACCUGGUACCUUUAACGAGGAUGAGAAGCUUGCUGCUUUAGGGUUGUCUGAUCAGAUUCCUUCUGCUCAAGGACUGUUACAAGCUACUCCGUCACAAUCACCGUUUUCUGUGAGUCAGCUUCCCACUCAAAUACCUAAUAUCGGAACUCACGUAAUCAUUAACCAGAAGCUAACUGGCUUGGGAUUGCAACUGCAUUUUCAGAGAGUGGUUCCAAUCGCAAUGGACAGAGCUAUCAAAGAGAUAGUAUCUGGUAUUGUUCAGCGCAGUGUUUCUAUAGCUACCCAGACCACUAAAGAGCUUGUUUUAAAGGAUUAUGCCAUGGAAUCAGAUGAGACGAGAAUAUUUAAUGCAGCUCACUUGAUGGUUGCGAGUUUGGCAGGAAGUCUAGCUCAUGUGACAUGCAAGGAACCUUUGCGCAGUUCAAUAUCAACUCAGCUCAGGAAUUCCCUUCAGGGAUUAAAUAUUGCCAGUGAUCUUCUAGAACAUGCUGUACAACUUGUUACUAAUGAUAAUCUGGAUCUUGGCUGUGCAGUUAUUGAACAGGCUGCGACUGAUAAGGCCAUACAAACAAUUGACGGGGAAAUAGCUCAACAGCUCUCAUUAAGAAGGAAGAGAGAUGGUGUUGGUGCAACCUUUUUUGAUACUAACAUCUAUACUCAAGGUUCCAUGGGCGUUGUGCCAGAGGCCCUUCGCCCUAAACCCGGCCAUUUGUCCCUUUCUCAACAGCGAGUUUAUGAGGACUUUGUUCGGCUUCCCUGGCAGAACCAGUCUAGCCAGAACUCGCAUGUUCUUCCUGCUGGUACUCCAGCAUCAGGACAACUUAACACAGGCUACUCAGCAGGCCCUGGAAGCAAAUUUGAUGCAGUUUCUCGUCCGCUGGAUGAGGGCAUUGAACCCAAUUCAUCUCUGCAUCUUAGUGCUUCCUCUAUUCAUGUCGGGGUGGGUGAUGGUGUUUCCCAGCAGAGUUCUGAAAAUGAUUCUGUCAUUGGUUCAUUUCCUUCUGCUGCUUCUGCCCCAGAGCUACAAUCAGUAGAGUCGUCUGAUGCUGUAAAGGAAUCUGGAGUUUCUUCACAGCCACUACCUUCACCUGCUGUAACUGAGCGUCUUGGAAGUAACAUUUCAGAACCUUCUCUCAACACGAGGGAUGCAUUGGAUAAAUACCAGAUUGUGGCACAAAAGUUGGAAGCUCUGGUAACUAGUGAUGCUAGAGAUGUAGAAAUUCAGGGAGUCAUUGGUGAAGUUCCUGAGAUUAUACUCAGGUGUGUUAGUCGAGAUGAGGCUGCCUUGGCUGUGGCUCAAAAGGUUUUCAAGGGUUUAUACGAGAAUGCAUCCAACCAUAUUCAUGUCGGUGCUCAUCUUGCAAUCCUGACUGCCAUUCGUGAUGUUUGCAAGCUUGUUGUUAAGGAGCUCACUAGUUGGGUUAUUUAUUCCGAGGAGGAGCGGAAGUUUAACAAAGAUAUUACUGUUGGCCUUAUUCACAGUGAAUUGCUAAACCUUGCAGAGUACAAUGUUCAUAUGGCCAAACUUAUUGACGGUGGCAGGAAUAAGCCUGCAACUGAGUUUUCCAUUUCCCUUCUCCAAACUUUGGUGAUUGAAGAAUCUAAAGUUAUAUCAGAACUUCAUAAUCUUGUCGAUGCUUUGGCUAAGCUUGCUGCAAAGCCUGGAUCUCCUGAGUCACUACAGCAGCUGGUUGAAAUGGUGAAGAAUCCUGCUUCUAAUGUGGCUGCUCCAUCUGCUAGUAAUGUUGGAAAGGACGACAAGGCCAGACAAUCUAGAGAUAAAAAGGCUCCUGUUCACUCUCCUGUGAACAGGGAAGACUUUAGUAAUGUGGAGUCUCUGGAACCUGAUCCUGCUGGUUUCCGUGAGCAGGUGUCAAUGCUGUUCGCUGAGUGGUACCGGAUUUGUGAACUUCCUGGUGCAAAUGACGCAGCUUGUGCCCAUUUCAUCUUACAGUUGCAUCAAAAUGGUCUGCUGAAGGGGGAUGAAAUGACAGAGCGGUUUUUUCCGCGUCCUCACAGUGAGUUUUCAAUUUAUAGAAUGGAGCUUUCUGUUGCACAUUGUGUGUCUUCUGAGGUGAUGAAUCCAGGCACAUUGCAAACACCACAACAAGUGCAGAGUCUCUCCUUCCUUGCCAUUGAUAUCUAUGCUAAACUUGUCUUCUCAAUUUUGAAGGGAUCGAAUAAACUAUUUCUCUUGACUAAGAUUUUAACAGUCACAGUGAGAUUCAUUCAAAAGGAUGCAGAGGAAAAGAAAGCAUCUUUCAAUCCAAGACCAUAUUUUAGAUUGUUUGUUAACUGGCUGCUGGACCUUGGUUCUCUGGAUCCUGUGGUUGAUGGUGCUAACUUUCAGAUCUUGUCAGCAUUUGCAAAUGCAUUUAAUGCUUUGCAGCCUGUUAAAGUUCCUACAUUCAGCUUUGCAUGGCUCGAGUUGGUGAGUCAUAGGAGUUUUAUGCCAAAAAUGCUCGCUGGGAAUGGCCAGAAGGGCUGGCCCCUUAUCCAACGUUUGCUGGUACACUUGUUUCAAUUCAUGGAGCCAUUUUUGAGGAACGCUGAACUAGGAGUUCCGGUUCAUUUCCUGUAUAAAGGCACACUUAGGGUGCUGCUAGUUCUACUUCAUGAUUUCCCAGAAUUUCUCUGUGAUUAUCACUUUACCUUCUGUGAUGUUAUUCCUCCAAGCUGCAUUCAAAUGCGAAAUAUUAUUCUCAGUGCAUUUCCCCGUAAUAUGAGGCUGCCGGAUCCAUCUACUCCGAACUUAAAGUCUCCACGUAUUCUUUCCGAGGUUGAUGCAACUCUAAAAUUGAAGCAGAUGAAAACCGAUGUGGACGAGUAUCUCAAGACAAGGCAACAAGGUUCUUCAUUUCUGACUGAACUGAAGCAAAAAUUGCUACUUCCAUCAAACGAUGUUGCCUUAGCUGGUACUCGUUACAACGUACCCCUCAUCAACUCCCUUGUGCUUUAUGUUGGGAUGCAGGCUAUCCAGCAGCUUCAGUCUAGAACACCUCAUGCACAGUCUACCCAAAGUGUUCCAUUCGCUGUCUAUUUGGUGGGUGCUGCUUUGGAUAUUUUCCAGACUCUGAUAGUGGACCUAGAUACUGAAGGGCGCUACCUUUUCCUAAAUGCGAUUGCAAACCAACUGCGCUAUCCAAACACUCAUACCCAUUACUUUUCGUUCAUUGUUCUUUACUUGUUUGCCGAAUCAAACCAGCAUGAAAUAAUCCAGGAGCAAAUCACAAGAGUACUGUUGGAACGUCUGAUUGUUAAUCGGCCGCAUCCAUGGGGUCUUCUGAUUACCUUCAUUGAGCUUAUCAAGAACCCUAGAUACCAGUUCUGGAACCGCGCUUUCAUACGGUGUGCGCCAGAGAUUGAAAAACUCUUUGAAUCUGUCUCAAGAUCUUGCGGCGGUCCAAAACCUGUGGAUGAAAGCAUGGUCUCAGGUUGGGUAUCGGAGAGUGCACACUGA
Prunus armeniaca (apricot) is the source of this 7170-nucleotide messenger RNA. The record is from the annotation of a GenBank genome assembly. Lineage: Eukaryota; Viridiplantae; Streptophyta; Magnoliopsida; Rosales; Rosaceae.